This is a messenger RNA of Melanotaenia boesemani (Boeseman's rainbowfish), 1925 nucleotides long. It is a transcript of the gene mterf3, whose product is annotated as mitochondrial transcription termination factor 3. The record is from RefSeq and is a predicted model, not a curated record. Bases 193 to 1464 code for a protein of 423 amino acids. The transcript is spliced from 8 exons. NCBI's taxonomy places the organism in Eukaryota, Metazoa, Chordata, Actinopteri, Atheriniformes, Melanotaeniidae. Gene Ontology annotation, molecular function: double-stranded DNA binding. Gene Ontology annotation, biological process: mitochondrial ribosome assembly; regulation of DNA-templated transcription. Gene Ontology annotation, cellular component: mitochondrion.
AAUUGCCUAAAACUGUGUGUUGACUUGGGCUGUUUAAUUGAGAUUUAAGUUUCUAGAUUUGACCAGUUGUUGUUAUGCUAGCUUGCUAGCAUUGAGGAAUCUGGGUCAAGCUAGCCACGGAGAGGGCAACAGUGGAGCAAUUGUUUCAAAUUUCUGGUGUCAUAAGCUAGCAAAUAAGUGGAAAUAAUAACCAUGGCAGCUGCAUGUGCUCAGCUGUGUUUGCGAAGCAGAGGUCUUUGCUCUACGGCUAGCACAUGGCAGCAUUACCUCCAAGUUCGACAUUGCAUUAUAGUAACCAAGGAAUCGGCCAAAAUCAGUAAUGGAUUAUUCAUCUCUGGGAGUCACACAGGAUUUCAGACAAGACUGAAGUGGAAACAGCAGAUGUGCCACUACAAUGACUUCACAGCAAAAUAUCUGACAACCAAGGCAAAGGAGAACAAAUAUACAGAAGAUUUAUCUAGAACUGAUAUUGUUGCAUAUAAGGCCACCCAUAUGCCAACCACAGAUCCUCAGCCAAUAAGCCAGAAUAAGAUUUCCUUAGCAGACUUAGAUGCUGCUGGUGAAUUUUCAGCACUGGAGGAGAUCAGCGACGAGGAAGCUGUCAGUAUUUCUAUUCCCUCUUCCAUGCCCUCAGCUUCCACAUCCCUUAGAGAUUAUGUUGACAAGUCAGAGACACUUGCCAAGCUGGUACAACUAGGGGUGAAUUUGUUUAAGCUGGAACAAAAGCCCAAUGUAGGCUCCAUGCUGCUCAGACUUGACUUCAACACAGACGUGGCACCUCGGCUGCUGUUUCUUAAAGAGAUUGGAGUGGAGGACUCUCGUUUUAGCUAUAUUAUCACACACAAUCCCUUCAUUCUCACUGAGAGUUUGGAAAACCUACAAGCCAGGGUUAACUAUCUCAAGUCAAAAAAGUUUAGUUCAGAGACAGUUGCCUCCAUGGUGUCCAGAGCUCCUCAUCUCCUCAAUUUCAGUGUGAAGAGGAUAGACAACCGACUGGCUUUCUACCAACAACAACUCAAACUCAGUGCUUCUAACACACGAAACAUUUUAGCUCGUCUGCCCAGACUACUUUGUGGUAGUUUGGAGCCUGUUAAAGAAAACUUGAAGGUGUGUCAGAUAGAGCUUGGCUUUAAGGAAAAUGAGAUCCAACACAUAGUGAUUGCGGUUCCUAAGGUGUUGACAGCCAAUAAAAGGAAACUUACACAGACAUUUGACUUUCUCCACAACACCAUGAAGGUGCCCCACUACCUGAUCACAAAGUUCCCACAGGUCCUUAAUACAAAGUACCUGCGCCUUAGAGAGCGCCAUCUCUUCCUUGAGUACCUUGGAAAAGCUCAGUAUGACCCAACCCUGCCAAACUACAUCUCCUUGGACCGCUUGGUUUCGUUGCCAGAUGAUACUUUUUGCACUGAGUUGGCUUUGGCAACACUGGAAGAUUUUUAUUUGUUCCAAAAAAUGCUUUAAUUCUUUACAGUGUGACUUUUAAAGGACUAAAGUAGUAAAAUCUACUCAACAAAUAUGAUGCUCAAUGAAUAUAUCAUGUAUGUCAACUUGUACUGCAAUUACUGCUCUUAUUUUUUAUGACUGUCAAUCUGGAAAUAACUAUUUAGAUUUAUGUUCAGUCCUAAAAACACAUUCUUCAUUUAGGUUUUAUGUCAUAAAAUGGAGAUUUCACUUGUUCGGUGGCUGAACAUAAGUCAGUACAACAAAUGUACAAUUAGAAAUACAAUAAACACAUUUGCAUGUCCUACAUCAUGCUAUUCAACUUUAUGUUGUUAGUUUGUAGAUUUAAAAAUUCUAAAGAUGUCCAUUAUGAUUCCUGGUUAAGCUGUAUGUUUCAACUACACUAUAGAACUGUUUAAAAGCUUUUAAACUGUGGUUACAUGUAAAUAAGAAAUGCUAAUCAAUAAACCAUGUUGACUCUG